Myodes glareolus (Bank vole) is the source of this 1175-nucleotide messenger RNA. It is a transcript of the gene Tigit, whose product is annotated as T cell immunoreceptor with Ig and ITIM domains. NCBI's taxonomy places the organism in Eukaryota, Metazoa, Chordata, Mammalia, Rodentia, Cricetidae. The record is from RefSeq and is a predicted model, not a curated record. Gene Ontology annotation, cellular component: cell surface. Gene Ontology annotation, biological process: negative regulation of T cell activation; positive regulation of interleukin-10 production; negative regulation of interleukin-12 production. Gene Ontology annotation, molecular function: signaling receptor binding.
AGAGGAGGACAGAAGCCUAGAUGCUGAGAAAGAUUUGUGCACUUAGUGGAAUGAGUAGGACGUGGGACUUUGGAUGUCUCCCCUGGUGGGAAUGUAGAUUUUCAGUACAGCAUGGGACAUGGUCAAUAUAGCUUUGUCAAGAGCCUAGGCAGCAGGCUUGGCUUCGCCUCACACCUGCAGUGGGCCAGUUUUCAGUCAGAGGAGAGGCUACAUCUGCUUCCUGUGGGCCCUCUGGUCAGAAGCAUGCAUGGCUGGCUGCUCCUGAUCCGGGCCCAGGGGCUAAUACUGGCUGCCUUCCUCACUUCAGGAGCCGCAGACAGCACAAUUCAGACAAAGGGGAACAUUUCUGCCGAGGAAGGUGGCUCUGCCACCUUACAGUGUCACUUCUUCUCCAGCACAGCCACAGUCACCCAGGUCAACUGGGAGCAGCGGGACCAGAUUCUGGCGGUUUAUAGUACUGACCAGGGAUGGCAUGUCCCUUCGGUCUUCAGUGAGCGGGUGAUCCCAGGCCCCAGCCUAGGCCUCACCUUCCAGUCGCUGACAAUGAAUGACACAGGGGAGUACUUCUGCACCUAUCACACCUAUCCGGAUGGGAUUUACAAGGAGAGAAUAUUCCUGAAGGUCCAAGAAAGCUCAGGGGCUCAGUUCCAGAUGGCAUCACUUGGAGGAGCCAUGGCUGCUGUGUUGGGAAUCAUCUGCUUAAUGAUCACAGGGGUGGCUGUAAGAGCUAGACAGAAGUCUCCCAGAAUCCAUUCUAUGGGAAGUGGCCUUGGGAGAACGGCAGCUGAGCCACAGGAAGCGAGCCUUAUGUGUCUCUCGGCCCCUGGAGGCCCCGUCCAGACAGAAGCUGCCCCUGCUGGUCUCUGUGGAGAGGAAGAUGACUAUGCUGAACCACGUGACUACUUUAAUGUCCUGAGCUACCGAAGCCUAGAGAGCUUCAGCGUCCUAGCAAAGACUGUCUAAGAACAGUUCCUUUCCUCCCUCCCUCCCUCCCUUCCCUUCUCCUGUGUGUGUGUGUGUGUGUGUGUGUGUGUGUGUAUGUCUGUGUUUAGUUAGUGAAUGAAAGGCGACUGCUUUUCAAACUUCAUUUCUUCUACCCUCCUCUUCCAUUUCUCUGUGACAGAUCCAAGGUAAACAGCUUGUAACUUGAUUAUAAAUGGAAGUUUGAAAAUGAA